Sinocyclocheilus anshuiensis is the source of this 2840-nucleotide messenger RNA. RefSeq names its product HBS1-like translational GTPase (gene hbs1l). NCBI's taxonomy places the organism in Eukaryota, Metazoa, Chordata, Actinopteri, Cypriniformes, Cyprinidae. Bases 74 to 1825 code for a protein of 583 amino acids. The transcript is spliced from 5 exons. The record is from RefSeq and is a predicted model, not a curated record.
UUAACUUUACACUGACAACUGAUUUCUUGCCUCGCGUGCUGUGUUUACGUGAAAGAACGCCGUCGAACAAAAAAUGUCCCGUCACAGGAAUGUCCGAGGUUAUAACUACGACGAAGACUUUGAGGAUGAUGACAUGUACGGGCAGUCAGUGGAGGAUGACUACUGCAUCUCUCCUGCCACUGCCGCACAGUUUAUCUACUCGCGUCAAGACUCGAGGCAGGCUCGACAUGUAGAGACCCUGGAAGAGGCAGAAUAUGAGGAGGAGGAAGAGGAGAUGCCAACCUCUCCCACUGUUGCAAGCACACUAGACCCACUACAGCAAGGUCAGUUGUAUUCUUGUUUGGAUCAGAUGAGAGCUGUGCUGGGAGAUUCAAUUCCAGACUCCACAUUAACUCAGGCAGCUCUGAAAUAUGACUGUGACCCUCACAGAGCCCUUGAUUUUAUUCUAACUGAGGAGAACACCAAUGUACACACCCCUCCAGCCAGAACCAACUCACAGCCCGAGCCUAUCACCACAGCUGCACCACAGAAAGGAGCCUUAUUUCCUUUCUCACACAAUAGUACAUGCAAACGAGACAGCAAUCAAUCUUACAACCUCAGUGAUCUGUUAGCCAUGCUUGACCCAAACAAGUCCAUACCUGCUGCUCUGAAUCCUCCCCCUGGUCUGGGAAGUUUGAGAAAAGACCAUUUAAAAGUGGUUUCGAGUCAGAAUUUGGGUAGUGAUGGUGGGCAGUCUACUUUAGGACAAAGUUCACUGGCCCAACUAAUAGCUGAGCAUGAACAGAAGUGUACAAAUGUUCCUCCUCUAAUUCCCUCCACUGGUCUCUCAUUGGAUAACACAGUUCCCCUCACUACCAGUCCUUUUGGUUAUUUUCUUGGUCCUGCUGCCCCACUUUCUGCAGUGCUUUCUCAGGGUCCUAGUGUCCCACCCAUUUCCGGUUUGUCUGUUGGCUCUGGUGCGACUCUCUCUUCUGGUCUCUCUUUGGGCACAUCUGUCCCAGCUGGUCUGGGUGUGACAUCUUCAUCUCUCUUAACCUGCUCUCUCAGUAGUCUAUCGCUGCAGGAUUCCAAGCCGUCCGACCCUCUUCCUGUCUUGUUAGGAAGUUUGAGCUCUGUCCUGCAAAGCAGUGGACCGUCGGGAAUACCUGGGCAAGAAAGGAGCUCUGGAAGCCUUUCAUUGGCUGAGCUGAUCCAGGAGCAUCAGGACAACAGUCCCAAACUCUAUGACAGUUUGCCAGGACUCCAAAACGCACAUAAUUCACAUACAACUUGUCCUCAAAACAAUCAAAAGCUUAUCCGAACAUCUGAUGCAAAUGCUCCUCCUGGCUUUUCAGAGGCACCAUCCCUGUCCGUCCUCAUGUCCCAACACCAAGCAUCACUUGUUCCGCAACUCCCAACAUGCACUGCAUCGCUUAAGAGUGAAAAUGGGUCUAAUCAUCAAGCAUCGAACAAAUCUGCAGCAGCUGUACAUAAGUCCCGCCCACUAAGCUUAAAUCAGAGCGUCGAUCUUAGCGCACUCAUGUCCCAAACAUCUCCCGAUGGUCGCUCACCAUCCAGUUUUUCCCACAUCUCUGCUAGUCAUAAAAAACGUGUGUUUGCUAAACCGUCGAUUUUUGCAUUAGCGAUGUGCGUGUGUGUGAGAAACGAGAAGAGUCGGCGCAAUAGAGCGGCUCAUAAUGCUUUCUUAUACAGCAGACAGAUGGGGAGAGUGAAAGAACGAGUGCAUUGUCCACCUCUUCAUCACAUCAACCCAUUUUCUUUCGACACACCCUCUCCGGAUGACAUAGUCAGAGCGAAUCAGAGAAAAGCUUUUACUCGAGACUGACUUUUACGUUUUCUUUCUUUUUUUUUAGUACCUUUUUCAUUGCAUUUUUAACAUCUCCCAAACAUCAAUCUGAACUCUCUGGGUGUUUUGCAGCUAAGGUUCAUUUUAUGUUUUACACGCCAUAGCAACAGUUUUGGCCAUAAUCCAUAGGAGCAAGGCUAUUUCGAGAAGUUGUCAGACUGAAUGGUGAAUAGUAAUGUAUAUAGAAUGAACUGAAUAGAUUAGUGUUCGUUAUUUUAGGAAAAUAUGAAAUUUCAGAUGUUAAUCAUAAGUCAGCACCUCAGAUGGUUUGUACAUUUGAGUCCUGAAAUUAUUUGAAGCGCUGAGACUGCUAUUUUAUCAUUGCCCAUAUAAUACUGUAUACUUUUGUAUUUUCUGAUUUUUUAGAUUUAUUUACAGCUAACCAUUACACUGGAAAGUUAAAAAUGACUUAUUGUUUUUGUCUGAAACAUCACAACCUCAGAUAGUAAUUUAGUAUUACUUUUAAAGUCUUUAAUAUUUUCAAUUUUUCAUUUUAAUUUUCAUAUUUUCAGACUUUUUUAAAAUGGUUAAUUAAGCUAAAUGUAUAUUUUUGUACUUGAUUUUGAAGUUUUAUGACAUUUUGACAAAUUAUGCUUAAAUUCUGGAGUCACUCUACAUAAAAAAAAAAAAAGUACAUAGUAGGAGCAUAUACAGACAGUGCAGAAAUGCAGGAAAAAAACAACAGAUUCUCGCUACAACUGUUUUGCUGCCUUUUGAAAUGAGGUGCAGUGCUGGUUUACCACAAACACAGAAAGAGGGUUUGGGGGACACCUGGAAUUUUUCCUAUUACGUGUUUGACAUUCAGCACUGCAAAAGUGCAUUUUAGUUGCUAUAAUAAAAGUUCAAUACACGUUUUCAUAUUUUUUUCAAUUCAGUUUAGUUUAUUUGCUGCCUUUUUAAAUUUGUUUUAAAGCACUAAUGUACAUAUGUGACUGCUGUGGUCAUGACGUUUUGUAUAUAUUCUGAAAUAAAGAUUUUCCUGUUUCAUUUCUGA